Molecule: messenger RNA, 2256 nt
Organism: Pestalotiopsis fici W106-1
Lineage: Eukaryota; Fungi; Ascomycota; Sordariomycetes; Amphisphaeriales; Sporocadaceae
Product: Protein GCN20
Exons: 2
Coding region: 1-2256 (751 amino acids)
Molecular function (GO): ATP binding; ATP hydrolysis activity
Source: RefSeq, a predicted model, not a curated record
AUGGAGUCUGACAUCAGGGCCGUGCUGCCGGAUGUCGACCCCGUCGUGUCCGAGUACUCGGCCGGAUACCUGAGGCAUGCCUCCAUGGCAUGGACCGACGAGGAGGAGGCCACCGGGCUGUCGCCGCUUGCCGAGGCCGCUGUCGCCAUCACGGAGCUGCUGGUGUCCGCCUCCGGCAAUGCGACCGGCGCUGAGCAGAAGAAGAUCCAGGACUUGGUAGCCAAGUGGGUUGAGAAGUACGAGGCCGUCAAUAACGAAAAUGGUGAGCGCAGAGGCCCCUCGGCCGCGAAGCGCUUGGAUCAGGCCAUUCAGGUCGGCGCCCAGCGCAACAUGUCGUCCACGCUCGCUGUGGCCACUGGCAGCAUUGAUCUGGAGUCUGCCAACCAACGCAAGGUUGAGUCCAAGGUCGAUCGCAAGAAGCUGGAGAAGGCCGAGCGCAAGAUUGCUGCCAAGCAGAGCAAGAAGCAAUUCAAGAACGUCGAGUACGAGGCCUCCAGGCUCUUGGACCAGCCCGACUCUACGCAAUCGUACGAGGAAUUUUACAUGGCUGUCAACCCUCUCCAGCUGGGCGGCAGUUCCAGCAAGAGCAAGGACAUCAAGAUCGACAGCAUCGAUGUGUCCAUUAGUGGUCAGCGUAUUUUGACGGACACUACUUUCACUCUGGCUUACGGACAUCGCUAUGGUUUGGUUGGUAACAACGGUGUGGGUAAAUCCACGCUUCUGCGCGCUUUAUCACGAAGAGAGGUUCCUAUUCCAACGCACAUUUCCAUUCUGCACGUCGAGCAAGAGCUUUCUGGAGACGACACACCUGCUAUCCAAGCUGUUCUGGAUGCCGAUGUCUGGCGAAAAGUCCUGCUCAGAGAACAAUCAGAAAUCACCGAGAAGCUUGCAGGUAUCGAGGCUCAGCGCUCUUCAAUGGCUGAUACCUCGGCCGAUGCAAGCAAGCUGGACCGGGAUCGUGAGACUCUCGACAACAAGCUAGGUGACAUUCAAGACAAGCUGGCGGAGAUGGAGUCGGACAAGGCAGAGUCCAGGGCGGCCAGUAUCCUUGCCGGUCUUGGUUUCUCCCCAGAGCGUCAGCAGUUUGCCACCAAGACCUUCUCUGGUGGUUGGCGUAUGCGUCUUGCCCUCGCCAGAGCACUGUUUUGCGAGCCUGAUCUGCUGCUUCUUGACGAACCGUCCAACAUGUUGGACGUUCCGUCCAUUACUUUCCUUUCCAACUAUCUGCAGGGAUAUCCCAGUACUGUCCUGGUUGUUUCUCACGACAGAGCAUUCCUUAACGAGGUUGCUACUGACAUCAUCCACCAACAUUCCGAGAGACUCGACUACUACAGAGGAGCCAACUUUGAGUCCUUUUACGCCACCAAGGAAGAGCGUAAGAAGGUCUACCAACGAGAGUACGAGAAUAACGUGGCCCAGCGCGCUCAUCUCCAGGCCUUUAUUGACAAGUUCCGAUACAACGCUGGAAAGGCUGCCGAAGCACAAUCGCGUAUCAAGAAGCUGGAACGCAUGCCAAUUCUCACACCACCAGAGCAAGAGUACAGCGUCAAGUUCAAGUUCCCCGAUGUGGAGAAGCUUUCGCCGCCAAUUGUACAAAUGUCGGGUGUCACUUUUGGCUACAGCGAAGACAAGAUCUUGCUCAAGGAUGUCGACCUUGAUGUCCAGCUUGACUCUCGAAUCGGUAUCGUGGGUCCCAACGGUGCGGGUAAGACGACAAUUCUCAAGCUCCUUAUUGGCAAGCUGUCGGCUACCCAAGGUCUCAUCUCACAACAUACACGACUCCGAAUUGGUUUCUUUGCCCAACACCACGUUGAUGCUCUCGACCUGACCAUGAGCGCUGUCAGUUUCAUGGCCAAGGAAUACCCAGGCCGAGCUGAAGAGGAGUAUCGAAGACAACUUGGUGCUUUCGGUAUCACUGGUACCACGGGUCUUCAAAAGAUGGGUGUCCUGUCUGGUGGUCAAAAGUCUCGUGUUGCCUUUGCCUGCCUGGCCCUCACCAACCCUCAUAUCCUGGUUCUCGACGAACCUUCUAACCAUCUUGAUAUUGAGGCAAUGGAUGCUCUGGCCGAAGCUCUGCAGCAGUUCCAGGGAGGUGUACUCAUGGUUUCUCACGAUGUCACAAUGCUUCAGACUGUAUGCACGAGUCUAUGGGUGUGCGAGAACGGCACCGUAUGGAAAUUCCCUGGAGACGUGCAGGCAUACAAGAAGAGAAUCGCAUCCCAGGCAGACGCUUCUGGUGUUGUCAAGGCUCAUUAG